AUGUCGUACGACCAACUCUCGAGCCUCGAAUCGGGCCGCCGCCCCGGCUACAGCGACGAUCCCGGCUUCCAAGAUCUCCAGUACGAGCUCAAGUCUAAGUUGCAGUCCCUUCUGAGCAGUAACCGCAAGCUCGCAAAUGAUGUCAACGUUUUGGGCACCAAGAAGGACACGCCUCGCCUGCGCGAGCGCGUGCACAACAGCAUGGACAAGACGCGCGAGCUGUGCAGGGAGAUUGGCGAUGGCGUCAAGCGGUUACAGACAUGGGACGACCUCUCGAAGCAGCAAAAGUACGAGCAGACCAAGGUUUCUAGCGACUUCCAAGCGGCACUCCAGGAGUUUCAGGACCUGCAGAGAAGAGCCCUCGAGAAGGAGAAGGCUUCCGUCACCGCAGCUCGCGCCGCCCACGAGUCCGAGUCGGGUCAAGCAAGUGGCCAGACCAGCGCCCCCUUGGAGCAGCUGCAACAGCAGCAGCAACUGCCACAGCUGGCCCCGCAAGACGAGGUCGACUUCCAAGAAACUCUCAUCAUCGAACGCGAAGAGGAGAUUCGCAACAUCGAGCAGGGCGUCGGGGACCUGAACGUCUUGUUUCGGCAGGUUGCGCAGAUUGUCGACGAGCAAGACGUCGGGAUCCGAACCAUUGCGGACAACGUGGAAAAUGUUCACGACAACACGCGGCAGGCAGACAUCGAGACGCGGCAGGCCGCGCGAUACCAAAAGGCCGCGCGAAACAAGAGUUGCUGCCUGCUCCUCAUCCUGGCCGUGAUUCUCACCAUUGUGAUUCUGGCCAUCGUCCUCGGCUAA
Hirsutella rhossiliensis is the source of this 801-nucleotide messenger RNA. Its product is annotated as syntaxin-like protein. Gene Ontology annotation, cellular component: SNARE complex; membrane; endomembrane system. The coding region runs from base 1 to 801 and encodes 266 amino acids. The transcript is spliced from 2 exons. Gene Ontology annotation, biological process: Golgi to vacuole transport; vesicle fusion; intracellular protein transport. Lineage: Eukaryota; Fungi; Ascomycota; Sordariomycetes; Hypocreales; Ophiocordycipitaceae. Gene Ontology annotation, molecular function: SNARE binding; SNAP receptor activity. The record is from RefSeq and is a predicted model, not a curated record.